GAUUUUCUUUGUGUUUGUAUUCUUCUUGCGUGCUUUCCUUCGAUCCUCAGUCGCGUACGUAGUCGUUCGCACCGAGCUUGCGCAGUGGUUCAGCCCCGCCCUUAUUAUUAUUGUUAGUACUACUUUUAUCAUUUUUAGGUUCUCAUUUCGUGGUGUACCCCCUCGACGAUACACGCACAUAUUUGUGGUUUUCGCCCGGUCCGCACCGCCGCGUACUCGCCCUCUUCCCAUUCAUCCUUGUGUUCUCGUGUUGUCUUCGACGCUAUCCAAAAGAACCCACCAACCAAGAAGGACUCGACAGCAGCGCCCAUCCACGCACACUCCACCACGUUUCUUCUCGCUAGCCUUCCCCGUCACUCGCGCCUCCCCCCCUUCCUUCGUCUACCGCGCAGUCAUGGUCGAGGCGUGCUUUGUGUGCCUGGACUCCACGGAGUACAUGCGCAACGGCGAUCAGUACCCCACCCGCAUGAUGGCGGAGCAGGACGCCGCCUGCCUGCUCAUCAACGCCAAACUCCAAGCCAACGCUGAAAACACUUUAGGCUUCCUCACCACGGGCGGCAACGCAUGCGUCGUGCACGAGACGCUCACGAACAACGUCGACGCCGUGAUGACGUCCAUCGGCAACGUGCCUGUCACGGGCAAACGCUGCAACUUCAGCGCCGGCCUGCAGAUCGCGUCUCUCGCGUUGAGCCACCGCACCAACCCGCGUGCCGAGAAGCGCAUCGUGGCCUUCGUUGGCAGCCCGGUGACGGAGAGCGAGGCGGAGCUGGAGGCGCUGGCGAAGAAGCUGCGCAAGGACGACGUUGCCGUGGACAUCGUUGCCUUUGGCGUGGAGAGCAACAUUGAGCUGCUGCGCGGCUUUGUAAAUAAGGUGUCCAAGAAGGAGAACUCGCGCUUUCUCUCGGUGGCCCCGCGGGAGAAUCUGACGGACAAGCUCAUGGGGGACGCGAUUCUGCUCGGCGAGGACGCGCCGGAGGGCAGGGAGGGCGGCGCGUCCGGCAUGGCCGGCUUCGGCGUGGACCCGAACACGGACCCUGACCUCGCCAUGGCGCUGCGGCUGUCGAUGGAGGACGAACUGCAGCGACAGGCGGCCGUCGCCGCGACCACAGCGGGGACGGGGGCGAACACGGCUCCCGCCACCACAUCUGCCGCCCCUGCGCAGCCGGCCGCUCCGCAAACCCGCGCGGACAACGACGAGGUGGACUACGAAAACAUGUCGGAAGAGGAGCUCAUUCGGCGUGCCAUCGCACUCUCGCUACAGGAGGCGGAACAAGAGCUGCCGCCGCAGCCAACCACCGCAACCUCCGCUGAGGGACAGCCGCCCUCGACGAGCGAGGCCCAUAAGAACGAGGAGGACAACGUGGACGACUUUGCGAAGGGCGUCGAGGACGCGUUGAAGAAGGACGAAGAUAAGAAGAACGAGGAGGAGUGA
Messenger RNA from Leptomonas pyrrhocoris, 1432 nucleotides. RefSeq names its product putative proteasome regulatory non-ATP-ase subunit. NCBI's taxonomy places the organism in Eukaryota, Euglenozoa, Kinetoplastea, Trypanosomatida, Trypanosomatidae. The record is from RefSeq and is a predicted model, not a curated record. The coding region runs from base 395 to 1432 and encodes 345 amino acids. Gene Ontology annotation, molecular function: polyubiquitin modification-dependent protein binding. The transcript has a single exon. Gene Ontology annotation, biological process: proteasome-mediated ubiquitin-dependent protein catabolic process. Gene Ontology annotation, cellular component: proteasome regulatory particle, base subcomplex; nucleus; cytosol.